Molecule: messenger RNA, 4747 nt
Organism: Oncorhynchus tshawytscha (Chinook salmon)
Lineage: Eukaryota; Metazoa; Chordata; Actinopteri; Salmoniformes; Salmonidae
Gene: ftr83
Product: finTRIM family, member 83
Exons: 7
Coding region: 141-1877 (578 amino acids)
Molecular function (GO): zinc ion binding; protein binding
Source: RefSeq, a predicted model, not a curated record
CACCUGUGGCUCACUUUGCUCAGACCUGACGGACAGGACGGACCGAAAAUUUGACAGUCUGAAAAUUUGACAGUCUCACUUCGUCUUUAGCCUACUACUACCAAGAACCUAACAGCACCAGGGUGCAUCAGUCAAUCCCCAUGUCUACUGACCAGGAGAGCUGCCAUCUGUGUAAGGAAGACCUGAGGGACCCAGUCUCCAUCCCGUGCGGCCACAUCUUCUGCUCCAUCUGCCUGAAGACCUACUGGGACCACGCUGACCACACCGGUUCCUACAACUGCCCACAUUGUCGGGUCACCUACAACAAGAGACCCACCCCGCGCCGCCUCCAGACCUCCCGCUCCUCCACACACUCAACCCACUCGCAUCCCAGGAUGUCUGAGACCUACCCUCCUCCACCUCCAGACCCAGACUACAACUACGCCGGACCACAAGAUGUGGGAUGUGAUAUCUGUAUUGGGAAGAAGCACAAAGCCAUCAAGACAUGCCUGAUGUGCCUGGCGUCCUACUGUGAGAGGCAUCUAAAGCCCCACUAUGAGAACCCUGCCUUCAAGAGGCACAAGCUAGUGGAUGAGAUCGGCCAUCUGGACAGACAGAUUUGCCCACAGCAUCAGAAGGGUCUGGAGCUCUUCUGCAAGACGGACCAGAUGUGUAUCUGUGUUCUGUGCACUGUGAAGGAGCACAAAGGUCACGACAUGGUAUCUGCCGAACAGGAGAGGUCAGAAGAACAGCAACGUCUGGGUGCCACCCAGGCAGAGAUCCAGGAGAGGAUCCAUGAGAGGCUUAAGCAGAUGGAGGAGCUGAAACAAGCUGUGGAUUCACUCAAGAGCUCAGCCCAGAGGGCUAUGCAGGAGUGUGAGAAGUUGUUUGGCGACAUGAUGCGUUCCAUCGAGAGGAUGCAACAGGAAAUGACCAAGUUAAUUUCCUCCAAUAAGAGGGCAGCACUGAACAAUGCUGAGGGUCACCUCGAGCGUCUGACCCACGAGAUCGCUGACCUCAAGAAGCGAGACAACGAGAUCACACAGCUGUCACGCACAGAGGACCACAUACACUUUAUCCAGAGCUACCACAUGCUAAUCGCUCAGACAGAGGCUGAGGAGCUGCCCACAGUCUCAGUGAACCCCUACUUCUCCUUCGGACCCGUCACUAAGGCUGUCUCUGAGAUGAAGGUCCAUCUCCAUGACAUCAGCAAUGAGGAGCUGGUCAAAGUGGCCAAGACUGUGAACAAAAUGCCUUUCUGCCAACUGGAUGAAGCCAAAAGGAGAAAUACUGUGAAAGCUGAUGCAGUUGUUGCCGUGUACAAGACACCAAGCCAGGAGCCCCAGCACAGAGAAGACUUCCUGAAAUAUGCCUGCGCUCUCACCCUGGACCCCAACACAGCCUACCGCCAGUUAUACCUGUCUAGAGGCAACAGGAAGGCAGCCCUGAAGAGAGAACCGCAGGACUACGCUGACAGUGCCUCCAGGUUUGACUGCCUGCCCCAGGUUCUCUGCAAAGAGCCCCUGUCUGGAGGUGCCUACUACUGGGAGGUGGAGUGGAGUGGAGAGGGGGCCUCCGUGGGCAUCACCUACAAGGGCAUCAAGAGAGUAGGCUACGGGGACAGCUGCCGCAUCGGCUACAACCGCAAGUCCUGGAGCCUUUUCUGCUCCGAUUCCAGCUAUUCCGCCCGAUAUGGUAAAGACCAGGUGGAAAUCAAUGCACCCUACUCCUCCAGGAUAGGUGUCUUCCUGGACCACUCAGCAGGCACCCUGUCAUUCUACACUGUGGGGGACACCAUGUCUCUCAUACACCGCUUCAAGGCCUCCUUUGCUGAGCCUGUCUACCCAGGCUUUUGGGUCUGGUAUGAGUCAGCGGUCACCAUCCGUCAGCUGUCAUAAUAUUAUAUUACCUAUGAUUAAAUUACGAUUGUCCAUGUAUCGGUCAUCAUACGUAUUGUGAUUCAAGUAAUAUAAUUGCAUUUGUAAUUUGACUUGUUUAGUAUCCCCUUUUCUCAAAUUGUAGUGGUGUCCUUGGCCAUGUUUUACUUUGUUCUAUUGAGGUUUGAAUUCAUGUUUUAUACUGUAUAUAAAUCAUCAGCUAGAAAGAGAUAUCUCCGACCAAUUGGGUUUGGUGAGUAAAGGAAUAAACAUGUUAUCUAUAAUGUUUUCAUAAUCAUGAAGGAUCUACUUUAGAAUAGACUGAAGUGUCAACUAAUAUAUUUGAUAAACGAAUAUACUCUAUGGAUCAGAUGAAUAAAAUACACCUGAAGUUGUAUAUACAUGUAUCACACAGAGAAACUGGAAUGUGUAAUACACGUUUAUUUUAUAUUAAUAUAGUAUUUCUGUCGCGUGUGCAUUCAACCCAAUAAUUGAUUUGGAAUAAUUGUAAUAGGAACUGUAAAGCUAGGAUGACCCUUACUGCCAUAAUGGAAGACCUGGAAGAAAGGUCUUUAUAUAAAAUGUUUUCCAUAAGGGCCGGCCACUGUUGAAAUAGCCGACUCACUGUAAACCGGCUACUUUUUCCGCUUCAUAUAAAUGUUCAUUUAAGUUUCAAUUCGAUAGUCAGUAUAGCAUUCUUCCGCUAAAAGGAACGAUAUGCAUCUUCUAGUGAUAGGACAGACGCCUGUCCGUCACAAAGCGAGAAAUAAAAAUAGGUAUAUUAAUUGCCUUUGUUUUUAUUGAUCUAAUAUAUUACAUAGUUUUUUUUCUCACUUUCUAGCAUUCAAAAUAAUAGAUACUGGCUGCAGUCCAAACAUGUCAUUUUUACCCCCUCAGCCCUUGCGCUAGCCACUUUCCCUCUCGGGAAUCCCAGUCGAAACCAGAUGCAGUUUGAUUGCCAUCUUAAGUAGAAAUCCAAUUCACUUACGUUUCCACCUCGGCCCUCAAUUUAUCUUGAGGGAGCGGGUGUACAACUUGCAGGGUUGAUAUGACACACAAUUCAAUGAAAACUGUAGUCACAUGUCAAACUUGUGGCCGUGAAGUGUCAAAUUUAAUCAACAAGGCUGUAGUUUCGGCAUGUCAGGAAAAAAUAUGAAGCUAGCUUGCUAGAAAAUUUAUAUACACAUUGAUUUUAGCAUUGGCAAAUUGGCUUACUCUUGUAGUGAGGAGCCUAUAAAACGUAGCUAGAUUUCUAAACAUAUUUUUUGGAAUUUUGAAAUUUAUUAGAAUAAAUGACUAUAAAACUAGCUAGCCAGCUAUAGGAAACUGUAGCUAGCUACCUGACAGGAGUGCUAGCUAGAUAUGUUAUACAUAUUUUUCUUAGCUCAACUUCAAUAUUUCCACCAAGGACAUUGCCUCUCCAAUCAUCACUCUCCCUCGCUUGGGCAAGGGACAUUUAACGUACACUCGGAUGUAACGAUGUAAAACUGGGGGUUUAGGGCCGAGGGCUGUCUAUUUUGAGUUUGAAACGCAGCCACUGUAUAUAUGCCUAAAUCCCCAAAACAUGUCACUACAACUCAAUUACAACACUACUGGGACAAGUCAAUUUGCUUAGUCAUUAGUACAUUAAACAAUGCUUAAACAAAGUUUUACAGUAUAAACCCAUGGGGGGAAAAAAUAUAUUUAAAUAUACUUAAAUCAUACUUCAUUAACGUAUUUUAAUUAUAUUUCAAAUUAUCUAAAUUGGAAGAAUUUAAAUACAUUUAAUGUACAUUUUAUUUGUAUUUUAUUAACAUUUUAAUGUAUAUUAAAUACAUUUAAAAUUAUCAGAAUUUGAACUUUUUAUGUACUUUUGUAUAUUCUUGGUAUAUUAGACAAAGAGCAAAACAAAUAUACUUUGAAUACACCUUAAAUACAUUGUAUGUAUAUUUGUCAUAAAUUAGAAAUAUACUAAAAUUGUAUUUAUAGUCUCCUCACUACAAGACUUAGCAAAUACACUUCUACUCAUUAACCACAUUAGCUAUUGGAAUAAUAAUCUUCUCAGCCGAUGUUAACAUUCUAUUUUUAUUCUGUAUAUUUGUAUUAUUCUUUUCACUCAGUCAUUUAAAUUGUUAUUGUGGAGUCACUACAAUGUUGUUGUUCCAACCUUAGUUUUCUCCUAUCACAGCCAUUUAACUCUGUAAUUGUUUUACAAUCACCAAUUGCUUCAUGGUAACAUCCAUAUGCAGUUUCAUUCCUGUCCUGCAGCUCAUUUCAGAAGUAUUUUUGAUAUUUCUGGGUGGUGUAAUACAUAAUCCACAGCAUAAUUAUUCACUUGACCAUGCUUACAGAGAUAUUCAAUGUCUGAUUUGAUAUUGUUACCAUCAAUCACUGCCCUUUUAUGAGGCGUUCAAAAGGCUCUCUGGUCUUUGUCGUUGAAUCUGUGCUUGAAAAUCAAUACUUGAAUGGGCGCCUUACAGAUGUUGUAUGGGGGACAGAGGAAAUGUUAAUCAUAAAAAAAUAAUGUCAACCCCUAUUACUUCACACAUAGUCCAUGUAGCAUAUUAUGUGAUUUGUUAAGCCACAUUUGACUAAUUUAGGCUUGCCGUAACAAAGGGGCUGAAUUCGUAUGCAAUGGUUAUAUUUUAGUUAUCUAAUUUGUAUUAUUAAUUUUUUACUUUGACAUUACAGAGUACUUUGAGUUCAUUGUUGACAACAAAUUACAAUGAAAUUAAUUUUAAUCCCACUUUUUAACACAAUAACAUUUGAAGAAAUACAAAGGGUAUGAAUACCUUUGCAAGGCACUGUAUACUUAUAGUGUACUUGAUCACUCACAAGCAGAGUUUCAUAAAAACAAAACUGUGUCUUUUGAAUGACUAUAAUAAAUUACAAUUAAAACAAUUGAAAUUGAA